AAUCAAGAGAGGCGUUUCGGCACCAUUCUCCGGGAGAGUAGACGCGACAUUUGCCGCAAGUAAUGUUAGAAAGGAGUGGAGUAAAUGAGAACGAAAACUCUUAUUUCGUGUGGAUUAUUUCUGGAAAAACAAAGCCCUACCAAAACGGAAACUAGUACAACAUUAGAAACAACAUACAAAGAUUGGAAUAAUACGGUCGCUGUCUACAGGACCAAACCCAUGAUGUACCUCGCCUGCUCUGCAGCCCCACCAACAUCCAGUCUGUAGAGGAAGCGGCCGCACCAGCAUGUCCUCCCACCCCCAGUCUGUGCCUCAGGGCCGGAGGGCUGUGGACAUCCUCCACCUGCCAAACCCUGCCAGUCUACCGCUGCAGCUGGCACGGGCACACACGGAUGUGGGACUGGUGGACUACCACCCUCACUCUCGGGACUACAGCUCACACCUGGCUCAGCCCCACCGCCGCCGGCCCUCUCUGCUGUCUGAGUUCCAGCCAGGGAAUGAGAGAGGUCAGGAGCAACACAUCCGCUAUGAGCACAUCUACUUACCUGAGCCCAACAACCAAUCAGAGGUGGAGUAUGUUGAGAUAAAGCGUCCCCGCCUGGACCUUGGGGCGGAGUCUCUCAUGAGGCACUCAUCCCACCGCCCACAACUUCCUCUGGGAGGGGCUGAGGACAUGUCAAAGGACCGGGGCAGCUCCAUGGGGAAGCUGGAGCCCAUCUCCCCCGUCAGCCCGGCCCAGAUGGACCCAGAUCUGGACCUGGUGCCAGCCCGCUUCUCCAAGGAGGAGCUCAUCCAGAACAUGGACCGUGUUGACCGGGAGAUCACCAUGGUGGAGCAGCAGAUUUGCAAGCUACGCAAGAAACAGCAACAGCUGGAGGAGGAGGCAGCGAAGCCCCAGGAGCCGGAACGGUCUAUGUCUCCCCCGCCCAGUGAGGCCAAGCACCGCAGCCUGGUGCAGAUCAUCUAUGACGAGAACAGGAAAAAGGCAGAGGAAGCGCACAGGAUUCUGGAAGGACUGGGACCCCGAGUAGAACUGCCUCUGUACAACCAGCCAUCUGACACCAAGCAGUACCAUGACAACAUAAAAAUAAACCAGGCGAUGAGGAAGAAACUCAUCCUUUACUUCAAGAGGAGAAACCAUGCUCGUAAGCAGUGGGAACAGAAGUUCUGCCAGCGCUAUGACCAUCUGAUGGAGGCCUGGGAGAAGAAGGUGGAGGGCAUUGAGAACAACCCCCGGCGCCGGGCCAAGGAGGGCAAGGUGCGAGAGUACUACGAGAAACAGUUCCCUGAGAUCCGCAAGCAGAGAGAGCUGCAGGAGCGCAUGCAGAGCCGGGCGGGACAGCGUGGAGGAGGACUGGCCUCAUCUGCAGCCCGCAGUGAACACGAGGUCUCUGAGAUCGUUGACGGCAUAUCAGAGCAAGAGAACACCGAGAAGCAGCUUGCGGUCAUCCCUCCCAUGUUGUUUGACGCUGAGCAGCAGCGCAUCAAGUUCAUCAACAUGAACGGCCUGAUGGACGACCCCAUGAAGGUGUACAAGGACCGGCAGGUCAUGAACAUGUGGAGCGAGCAGGAGAAGGACACCUUCCGCGAGAAGUUCAUCCAGCACCCAAAAAACUUUGGCCUGAUUGCUUCUUUCCUGGAGAGAAAGACGGUGGCAGAAUGUGUCCUCUUCUACUACCUGACCAAAAAGAACGAGAACUACAAGAACAUUGUGCGCAGGAACUACCGGCGCCGUGGCAGGAGCCAGCAUGGCCAACAGCAGCAGCAGCAACAGCAACAACAACAACAACAACAGCAGCAGCAACAACUGCAGCAGCAACAACAGCAACAACAACAACAAGUGAACCGCAGCAGCCAGGAGGACAAGGAGGAGAAGGAGAAAGAGAAGGAGGGAGAGAGGGAGGAGGAGAAGACUGAGGGGGAAGAAAAGGAGGAUGUAAUGAAGGACGAUACCUCUGGUGAGGACGGGGAAGACAAAGAGCCCACGGUGGCCUUAAAGGGGCGCCGCACGGCUAACAGCCAGGGCCGGCGCAAGGGCCGCAUCACCCGCUCCAUGACCAGCGAGGUGGAGGAGACCGCCACGCCGCCGCUCAGCGGUGAACUCGCCAAUCUGGAGAUGAAUGAGAGCUCUCGCUGGACUGAGGAGGAGAUGGAAACCGCCAAAAAAGGUCUUCUCCAGUAUGGUAGGAAUUGGUCAGCCAUCGCCAAGAUGGUGGGCUCCAAAACUGUGUCCCAGUGCAAGAAUUUCUAUUUCAACUAUAAGAAGAGGCAGAAACUCGACGAGAUUCUGCAGCAGCAUAAAAUGAAAUCGGAGAGAGAGCGUAAGGCGCGGCGUAAAGGCAAAGCUCUACAAAGUGAAGAGGCCAGUGCCCCGUCUGCUGCCGAGGAGGAGGAGAUGGAGGGCUCCGGGGCCAGCGGCAACGAGGAGGAGGCCCCCGAGGAUGGAGAAGGUGGUGCUAACAACAGCUCUGACACAGAGAGCCUGCCCUCUCCGCGUUCCUCUGAGGACAGCAAGCCUAAAGAGGAGGGUAGUGGUGGGGUCAAAGCUGGCUCAAACUCUGGGGACAAGGAGGCCUCAGGUUCCCACAUGGGCCAGCAAGGAGAUGAGAAACCCCCAGGAGAAGUGGGGAAGGCCAUCAAGCAGGAGGUGAAGACGGAGGCAGAGGAGGGCAGCAAGGAGCAGCCAAGCGAAUCCACAGACCGAGACAUGAAGCCCCCCACUGCAGAUGCAGAGGAGAGCAAGAGCUCAUCCAAGAGCUCCAAGAGGGACCAUGGGCCCAAGACGGGCUCCCACGCAGACAGUGACUCUAGUGCCACCUGCAGCGCGGACGAGUUGGAGGAGUUGGAUAGUACAGAGAAGAACAGGAUGACGUCUCCCAGCCGUCCCAGCCUGCUGAACUAUGCUCAUGAUGGGGUCAUCUCCUCCCCCCUGCAAAAGCCCAUGGACCUGAAGCAGCUCAAACAGAGGGCUGCUGCCAUCCCCCCUAUUAUGCCGGAUGGUGGACCUCGGGGUGGGUGUAGUAAGGCUGAGCUGCCCCCCCAUGCCCUGGCUCUCUACCAGCAUCAGAUCACCAUGGCUCAUGGAGAGUCCUCCCAGGAGGCCAAGCAGCAUGCAGGUCAGCCCAGCAAACAGCACCCCUACCCAGCGCAGGGGGACCCCCAUAACAUCAGCAGCCCCCGCGUCCACCCACGCAGCCCCUCCGCCAGCGACAAGGACGAGCUGGAAGGCAACGAGAGGUGGCUGCAGACUCUACUUCACGGAUUACAUAAGUCCCGGGCCUUCUCUCCUCAUGGUGACCCUAAGAAGCAGCCGGUGGGGCCAGAGGACCUGAGGGCCACUACCCUGGGCCGGCCCAUCAUGUCCCCCUACCCAAUGUCCCAUCGAGACAUGGCCAAGCUCAGCCACGACCAGCACCUACUCCACUAUAACUCCUCUUUCCAGCAGGCUGGCCACUCUGGGCCCCCUGGUCUGCAGCAGGAUGGUGCCAGGUUGGCAGCGGUGCUCCCCCUCCAUAUGCCAGAGCCACCCCCUCUCAUCUCCUCCAACAAGCCAGGGGGGUCUAUCACACAGGGCACCCCAGUGCAGCUGCAUAGCCCGGCUCAUGGGAUGGACCAUGGGAAGAUGCCCCCUGUACAGAUGGGUUUGUCCUGGAUGGAUCAGAGGAAAGUGGGUGAGUCCAAGUGUCUGGAGUGGGUGCAGCACUCCCAGCCUUGGUUUGCUGGUCCCUACCCGGUGGUGAAGCAGGAGCAGCUGUCUCCGCGGUGCCCGUCAUCCCUGGCAGAGAACCUGUCCACGCAGGGGAUGCCCCAUGACGCCAAUGCUGGACGUGGGUCUUUGCCAGCAGUGCAGGGGGGCAGCAUCACAAAGGGCAUCCCAGGGACCAGAGUGCACCAGGACUCCCCCAUCUCCUACCGGGGAGGCUCCAUCACCCAGGGCACCCCGGCAGAUGUGCUGUACAAGGGGACCAUAACCCGUCUGAUCACAGAGGAUAGCCCCAGCAGAGCAGAGAGGGAGCGGGAUGAGCUCCUGUCCAAAGGACACGUGGUCUAUGAGGGCAUCAGUGGACACAUCCUCACCUAUGACCGCCCACCCUCUCAGAACUCGAAAGAUGACGGCCGGGGCCAGCCUGGGGAGAUCUUGGGGCUGAAGCGCCCCUAUGAUGUCAGGGGGUUGCCCAUGAGGGAGACACUGUCUGCAGCUAACUGUGAGGGUCUGAUAGGCAGAGCCAUAUCUCACGAGAGAGACAACCCACACCCAACCCACCACAUCCGUGGUUCCAUUUCACAGGGUAUCCCCCGUCACCUGGACAUUCAGGAUGGCUACAUGAGACGGGAGGCCAAGCAGAUGAAGAGAGAGGGCUCCCCGUCCCAAGGGACUGGCCAGAUGGCUGAACCCAUGAAGGGUCGAGAGGCCAUUGUGCCCACAGUGAAGGAGGGGGGCCGAUCCAUCCACCUCAUCCCCAGAGAGGAGCUCCGACUGAUGCCCGAAGGCAUGAUGAUGCCCAAGGCUGGCAAAGAGGGCAUCAUAGUACAGGGCACUCCUAUGAAGCAGGAGCAGGGUAGCUCAAGGAAGGGGCACGACGUUCGUUCCAUAAUCGCCAGCUCCCCACGCUCCCACUACGGAAUGCCCUCCCACCUGGAGAUGCGGGGACCCGAGCAGCGGGGCCGCUACGAGGAGGGUCCUAAGGGCCGUCCCAGCGCUGUGGUCAACACGGCCAGCUCCAUGGCUCGAUCCUCGCCCCUGGCAAUGGGGGGUGAGCAGGGUGGCAAGGCUCACCACAGCCCUGUGGGCUACGAGGAACACAAGGGCGGCAUAAGGGCUCCCUACCCUGGACCUUCUCACCGAGGAUCUCCCCUGUCAGGCCAGCGGCAGCAUGAAGGCUCCAAUAAGAACCAGCCUCAGGAGCGCAAGGCCACACCCACCCCUCGGGAGAUGAGCUCCGGCAAGUCACCCCUGCCGGGCGUUGCCGAGCAGCAGGCCCAACAACAACAGGCGUCCCUGGUGUCGUACGAGCGUCUGCUGCAGGGUCUGGGGGCCGACGUAUACCGAGGACAGAUCCCCCUAGCCUUCGAUCCUGCCUCCCUGCGUCAGGGCAUCCCCAUCGACCCAGCCUACUACCUGCCUCGCCACCUGGCCCCUAACCCUGGCUACCCUCACCCCUACCCCUACCUGAUCCGUGGCUUCCCCGACACGGCAGCCCUGGAGAACCGCCAGACGCUGCUCAACGACUACAUCACCUCCCAGCAGAUGCACCAGUGGCCUGCAGCCGCCGCUAUGGCUGCCCAGCGCUCAGACCUGCUGAGAGGGCUCUCGCCACGGGACCAGCCCCUCCAAAUGCCCUACUCUGCUGCCCCACGCGGGAUCAUCGAUCUGUCUCAGGUGCCACACUUACCUGUCCUAGUCCCUCCCUCUGCAGGGUCUUCUGGCUCCCCCAUGGACCGCAUCACUUACAUCCCCGGGGGCCAGGGAGGCUUCCCCACCCGGCCUUACAACACCUCCCCCAUCUCACCAGUUGGGCCCCAACACAUGAGCAAGCAGCACGGCACACCAUCUACUGACCGCGAGAGAGAGAGGGACCGCGAGAGAGAGAGGGACCGCGAGAGAGAGAGGGACCGCGAGAGAGAGAGGGACCGCGAGAAAGAGAGGGACCGCGAGAGAGAGAGAGACCGCGAGAGAGACAGGGAGCAGGAGAGAGAGCGGGAUCGUGAGAGACAGCGAGACAGAGAGCGGGACCGGGACAGAGAGAAGGGGAUCUCUCAUGGCAACGUGGAACAUGCCCCCAUCUGGAGACCAGGCACAGAGCACAGCUCCGGUGGUAGCAGCAGUGUCAGGCCCUCCUCCCACUCCGGCUACAGCCACCAGCACUCCCCGGUGUCCCCUCGUACCCAGGACAGUGUCCAGCAGAGGCCCAGCGUCCUGCACAACACUGGGGGCAAGAGUCUGCCUGUCAGUGACCACAACAACCCUUCUGUGCUAAGGUCCAUGCCAGGCUCCAAUCGCUACCCAGGCUACAGCCACCUCCAGAGGACCGGGAUGCCUACUGAGGGCUACCCACCAAGCAUGGACCCCAAGGAAAUGGGCCGGGAUGGUGGCAAGAGCAGGGGAGGCCUUCCUAAACACACCCAAGACCAACAUGGGCCCUCUAUAUCCUCCAGCAAAUCUGACCCCAAGCUGGCCAACCCUAACCAAGGGGGUUACCCCGUGCCCUACCCCCAGGGCUCUGCAGCCUCUUACCACUCAGGCCGGCCCCCACCUCACCUGCUGCCCCCCCAGUCGGAUAGCCAUGUUGGCCGCGGAGAAAGUGGCAUGCCUAGUAGGGAAAAGACUCAAAACAAACCGAUGUCCAUUCAGGAACAAGAGCUCCGAUCACUCGGUAAGACCACCAUGACUGCGGCCAACUUCAUAAACGCGAUUAUCAUGCGUCAAAUUUCUUGUGAAACGGGGAUGCCAGAGACGGGCUCGCUCGUGGCCAACAGCGCCAGUGAUGCUCAACAAAAGAUGAUGCCCAUGGAGCAGCACGGUCCGUACCGGCCUCCCUCCGAGGAGAGGCUGUCCCCGGGCCAGCAAUCCCCCCUGAUGAAAGGCAGCCAGAGGGUGGUCACCCUGGCGCAGCACAUCAGUGAGGUGAUCACCAAGGACUAUACCCGGCAGAGCCAACAGGCCCAGCAGCAGUCCUACCACAGCAACCCAGUCCUGGACCUAACCCGGCCCCUCAGCGCUCCCCAUGCCCUGCCUGCCUCCCAGGAGUCUAGUCAGGGACCUCGCUACACUCCAGAGAGGACAGGAGGGGAACGUACCCGAGAUGGGUCUCCUCAGCCCAGGGCAUCACCUGUCAGUAUGUCUGCAGACGGCAUUGAGCCAGUGUCUCCUGCAGGAGUUAUGUCUGAACCAGAUACACAAGGGGCCUCCUACCCCAACGAGCAGGGAGAGCAGGGCAUGGGCUCUCGCUCCCCUCCCAACACCCAGCCCCCAGCCUUCUUUAGCAAGCUCACUGAGAGCACCUCGGCCAUUGUCAAGUCCAAGAAACAGGAGAUGAUCAAGAAGAUGACCGUGGUCGGCAGUGAAACUGAUUUCAAUAGUGGCCAGCCAGGAACAGAGAUUUUCAACAUGCCUGCCUCUACCACUGCAGGACCUGUAAGUAUCCGCAGCCACCCGGCUCCUGAGGCGUCCGGUAACACCAUAGGCCUGGAAGCCAUUAUCAGAAAGGCCCUGAUGGGCAAGUAUGAUGACCAGGCCGAGGAGCGCCCUCCCUCCUCCAAUGCUAUUAACUCCAUAGCUGCCAGUGUGCCUGCCGCUAAUCCUCUCGCUGACGGACGGACCGAGGACUCUUACUCACUACAAGGUGGGGGGAAGCCAAAGGGUAGCGGGCGCUCUAACGGGCGGAAGGCCAAAUCCCCCGGGCCGGGCCUGUCAGGGGGGGAGAGACCCUCCUCUGUGUCCUCUGUCCACUCUGAGGGGGAUACCAACCGCCGCACGCCCCUCAUCAACCGUGUCUGGGAGGACCGGCCCUCCUCCACAGGCCCCACUCCCUUCCCAUGUAACCCCCUGACCAUGCGUUUCCCCGGUGGCAUGCCAGUGUCAGCGCCCUCCCCAUCCUCUGGCCAGCUAGGGGUCCAGGGUCUGGGGCAGGCGCGGGCCUGGGAGGAGGAACCUAAGCCCCUGUUGUGUUCUCAGUACGAGACCUUGUCUGACAGCGAGUGAGAGACCCUGCCAUGGAACAGAACAGCACCUACCAACUAUCAACCACCUCCACUGCUGCUGCAGACACACACACACACACCACUCUACACUCUCCAUCCCACUCUACACUCUCCAUCCCACUCUACACUCUCCACCCCACUCUACACUCUCCACCCCACUCUACACUCUCCACCCCACUCUACACUCUCCACCCCACCCCACUCUACACUCUCCACCCCACCCCACUCUCUACACUCUCCACACCACUCUACACUCUCCAUCCCACUCUACACUCUCCAUCCCACUCUACACUCUCCACACCACUCUACACUCUCCAUCCCACUCUACACUCUCCACCCCACUCUACACUCUCCAUCCCACUCUACACUCUCCAUCCCACUCUACACUCUCCACCCCACCCCACUCUACACUCUCCAUCCCACUCUACACUCUCCACCCCACUCUACACUCUCCACCCCACUCUACACUCUCCAUCCCACUCUACACUCUCCAUCCAUUUUACAUUACAUUUAAGUCAUUUAGCAGACGCUCUUAUCCAGAGCGACUUACACUCUACACUCUCCAUCCCACUCUACACUCUCCAUCCCACUCUCCACCCCACUCUACACUCUCCACCCCACUCUACACUCUCCACCCCACUCUACACUCUCCACCCCACUCUACACUCUCCAUCCCACUCUACACUCUCCACCCCACUCUACACUCUCCACCCCACUCUACACUCUCCACCCCACUCUACACUCUCCAUCCCACUCUACACUCUCCAUCCCACUCUACACUCUCCACACCACUCUACACUCUCCACCCCUCUCUACACUCUCCACCCCUCUCUACACUCUCCACCCCUCUCUACACUCUCCACCCCUCUCUACACUCUCCACCCCACUCUACACUCUCCACCCCACUCUACACUCUCCACCCCACUCUACACUCUCCACCCCACUCUACACUCUCCACCCCACUCUACACUCUCCACCCCUCUCUACACUCUCCACCCCUCUCUCCAUCACACUCUCCACCCCACUCUACACUCUCCACCCAGGAAAGGAGUGACCUCUUAGCCUCCCAUCUCACACUGCUGACUGAGCAUCUCAAGCGCUGAUGGUGGUGUGCUGAGACACUGCUGCUCAGUGAAUGUGUGUGUGUUGGUGUUUCUGUGUAUACAUUCACUCCAGGACUACUCUAAAGAGGACAAAUCACUUGUUUUUUUUUACUUACCCCCCCCCUCCCUCUUGCUGGCCUUAUCAAUACGGACACAUCAAUUCACUCACUUUUUUGUGUACGUUUCUAGUGUCUUCUACGGAUUGUGGAAGGGACUUGAUACGGCCACAUAGUCUGAUGUUCAUGUGUUUUAAUCUGACCUGUUGAUGGAUUCACUGGCCCUGGACAAGGAUGGAUGUGUCCUCUCUUGUACAGGAAUCCUGCUCUACUCUGUCUGGGCUCUGUGAGCAGGGUUUCAACCUGGAGCUUCAACUUGGAGAAGCCUGCUGCCUCCACUGACCAUCUCGAUCUCUCAUUCUUUCUGCCAAUGACCCCAUGGACAUGGAGUUAACCACACAGAGCUCUGCAUGGAGAGGUCUGCUAGGGAAGUGGACUCCUUCACUGACCAUCUCGAUCUCUCAUUCUUUCUGCCAAUGACCCCAUGGACAUGGAGUUAACCACACAGAGCUCUGCAUGGAGAGGUCUGCUAGGGAAGUGGACUCCUUCACUGACUCAUGUCACUGUGCAGAGGGCAGUGGGACAGGCAGGUAGCCAGGCAAAUGGCAUCCAUAGUGCAGUAGAGUACAGUACAUUAGUGGACACUCGGCCAGUUCAUUUCUACCACUAUCAGAUGAUGGACAGGAGGGAAAAAAACACAUUGUUUUCCUGUGUUUGUUAUUUAGUUUUCUCCUUUUUAAAUCAAGUCAGUCCAGUCUUGUGUUUGAAAGUGAGCUGAGACCGCUAGUACUUUUUAUGGCGAAUUUUGAUGGUGUCAGUUAUUGUUUGUUAUUUGCAAUGAUUUAUCUUGGGGGGGUACCUGGGAGGGCUAUAUCAUUGGUUAACAGGGUAUACAUGCUGUUCAUUGCUGAUGAUGUCAUCAUACAUUUGAAAUGUUAUAGGAGGACGGUGGCGGCGUAUGGUCUCCGGGCAUCCAAUAGAGAGAGUGGACUGUGGGUGUGAUGGAUGGAUGGCACUAAGAGACAAGUGACACUUUCUCACUCUUUGUAUAUGAAUCAUGUCUAUGUGUUUGUUGAGACUGUUUUUGGAUGUUAAGCACUUAGUUGUCAAUCUGUUCACAAUGGCAUUUUUAAGAAUGUGUGUUUCGGGCAGGUGAGAAUAGACUCAAGAAGAAGAGUGUAGAAUCCUACUAAUAGAAGCGUCCUCCUCCUUUAAUAUCUGUUUCAUUUGGUCUUGCCACAUACAUGAUUUAGUGUUCCCGCACUCAAGCGACAAUCACAGCUAGUGAAACAUUACCUAGUCCGCUUAGUGCGGGUAGAGACCAACCUUAAAGCUGCUUUAGGGCAAAUUACCCGGCAUUCGAGUUGGAAUGUGCUUACAUUAAAGAGGUGACAAAUAAAAGCCAUCUAUGUUUCUAUGCCCCUUGGACCAUGGUGGUGCCGGCUGUGGCUGUAGUGUGAGCCCCGGCUGGCCAGCUGGAAGUCUGUCUCUAGGAUGGAAUGCCUAUUGUCUCUAGGAGCCUGUUGUGACGGUCUGACCUCUGAACUUUUACUGUCUAGGGGAAGAGGAGCUCUGCCUCACCAGGCCAGACGCACAUUUUUAUCUAGACCCAAUUUUGUACAGUUAGAAGAUUCCUAGUGUUAAGUGCCAUUCAUUUUACAUAUACAGUAAUAGUUACCAAGUGACGCACACAUUUUUUUAAAUAUUUUUUUUCUACAUGCCAGGGUUAUAAGUGUUUAUGCAGGGAAAUGUUGAAACCAAGAGCAGAUGAAAUGUCCUUCUUUUGAUGUCUUUUGUUUUGUCCAAAUCUGUCACAGCCUUAGCGCUUAACUGUCACUGUCACUUACACAUGAUUUACAAUGGGAGCUGCUAACUUACUGUUGUGAAUGUUAAGAAAUGAAAAGCAGUGUAUUCUGUUUGAGGAUUGUAGAACUUGCUGCUGUCACAUCAGGUUACCAUGACAAUGGGCAACGACAUGGUUGAAUGUCCUCUUGCUCUUUGCAGGCUAAGCAAUAGCUAUAUAAAAGGUGAAUGCCAAGAAGAAAGAUGUGAAAAGGGUGCUGUUUGAAAGGCGAUCAUACAAACAUUGCCCAAUUUGUUUUUACAGGCAACAUACCCUCAGUCCUUAGUGAAAGGUAUUAUAUUCUGGCAUGGUCCUGAUUCAAAGGAGGUUUAAACAGUCCAAAAGUUAGUGUUACAUUUGUGUGAUUAAGUUUUUGUCCAUUACAAUGAUGGUGUCCAUGGCUUGUAUUGACUGUUGAAGCCAGAGAAGCACAGCUGUUCUCAGUGUGACCUGUUUAGAGGGACUGCACUGCAGUGUGUUAUCCUGUCCACUAGUUGAGAGGGAGUUGAGUUAGUCAUGAUGGAGACGUGUUCGUAAUGAACGUGGAACAGUUGGAAUUCACUCCUUCCUCUUCACUGGAUUACAUAACGUUUCUACUCUGGCUACCUAUUAUACUGGUCAUGGUUGACAUCUAAUCAGUCAAGGUGCAGCUAAAUGAAAAGGUUGGAACUGGACCCAACCGACUACAAGGUAACCCCAGCUUUGUAUUAUAAGAUAGUUUGUGUCUUUACUUGUAUAUCAAUUGACUAUUCAUGAAGUCAUUGGGAGAGAGCAAAGUGACAGUAAAGUUUGACGUGACAAGAAGACAAAACCAUAUCCAGAUGUGUUUGCUAAAUAAAUAGCAGAGGAAAUGAGAAUAACCAGUUGUUUUUAAAUGUACUGAUGUGUAUUUUAAUGAUUUAUGCUUUUCACUCGUUUCUGUUUGUUCUUACACCGCUUGCUUUGAUUAUGGUCAUGACACUCUCCAUGCUAAUAGUUAGCAUUUCAUUUGUAAUGAAAGGAAUGUUUCAAAAUGAACGAAAAACCAAUUAAUCGAAGGGCCGAUAGGAUCCCUGUAUUGUCCACAGGUUGGGGGGGGCGACAUUGACAUUGAUCAACCGUAUUGUGCGUAAUGAUUUGUUUUUUAAAAAUAAUUAUAACCCACUGUAUAAUAGCCAGGAUUGUAUAUAGAACUGAAGAGAUGUAAAUAUAUAUGUGGCUUGCUGCAAGGUUGGUAUUUACAGAAAAACUAUUCACACUGUUUAAUUCUACAUGCCCACCAGCAACCUUUGUGGAUAGCAGUGUAACAAAAAGAAAAAAACACUGCCUUAAUGUUUAAAUAAAAAUCUUAUUGCCAUUGAAA
This is a messenger RNA of Oncorhynchus nerka (sockeye salmon), 12045 nucleotides long. RefSeq names its product nuclear receptor corepressor 2-like. The record is from RefSeq and is a predicted model, not a curated record. Gene Ontology annotation, cellular component: chromatin. Gene Ontology annotation, molecular function: transcription corepressor activity. Lineage: Eukaryota; Metazoa; Chordata; Actinopteri; Salmoniformes; Salmonidae. Gene Ontology annotation, biological process: negative regulation of transcription by RNA polymerase II.